Messenger RNA from Penicillium odoratum, 1953 nucleotides. RefSeq names its product putative C6 transcription factor (Leu3). Gene Ontology annotation, cellular component: nucleus. NCBI's taxonomy places the organism in Eukaryota, Fungi, Ascomycota, Eurotiomycetes, Eurotiales, Aspergillaceae. Gene Ontology annotation, molecular function: zinc ion binding; transcription cis-regulatory region binding; DNA-binding transcription factor activity, RNA polymerase II-specific. The record is from RefSeq and is a predicted model, not a curated record. The coding region runs from base 1 to 1953 and encodes 650 amino acids. The transcript is spliced from 6 exons. Gene Ontology annotation, biological process: regulation of DNA-templated transcription.
AUGGACCCGUUUCUAUAUUUGCCAGCCUCCGCUAACAUGAAAUCUCGCAGGCCAUUGAAGAAAGGGAAGAAGGCGUGCACGGAAUGCCGUCAGCAGAAGGCAAAAUGUGACGUGUAUUUAAGUCCGGGUGAGCCGUGCACUCGAUGCCGCAAAGUCAAGACGGAAUGCAUAGUGUCAGACCCAUUCAAAAGAGAGCACAAGCGCAGACGUCUUUCUGAUCUGCAGCGAGAGUCCGAAGAGUUGCGGCGAAAGCUCCGAGCAUCACAGCCUGCAGAUUCACACCCGUCACCCAUUGCUCUUUUAACAGCCGCGGCAGAGUUGGGUAGUCGUCCGGAUCCACAAGGCGCCUCUUAUCCUUCCUCACAAGCCACGGCUAAUGUAUACCCACCACAGCUUCUAGCUCCAAGUAGUCUGGGGUCUGGGACCCCGGCACCGGCAUUCGACAAUGAUGCUACCCUGCCUAGAACAUUGAAUGGCAUUGAGCUCACGAGUCAAGAGAUUGACGAUCUAUUCCAGUUGUUCUUCCGCCACUAUGCCCAAUUCCUCCCCAUUCUGGACCCCCACACCCGGCCGAAUGCCUAUUAUGCCCAAUCCCCCUUCCUCUUCUGGGCUAUCAUUGGUGUUUCAUGUCGGGUCUAUCCACAAAAUCCAACCCUGUUGAUGGCGUUGGCGCGCAGUAUUAUUGAGAUGGCUUUCCUGUCUGCCCUGUCAUCGUCACCAGCAUGGCAUACAAUCCAGGCUUUCUUGGUGAUUUUACAGUGGCCGUUCCCAAAGGGGGGUCAUCCCGAUGUGAAUUUCACCAUCGGAGGAAUGAUGUUACAUAUAGCCAUGCAGAAUGGCUUGCAUAUCCCGAUGGCAAGCCACGAAUUUUCACAUCGCCCAAGGAUGCCGGUCCCAUCUGAAGCUGACUUGGUUCGUCGGUCGGAAUUGUGGGCACUGUGUGUGAUUGUUUAUCACCGGGUCUGCUUGCAAAAGGGGCAAUUUCCUCGAAUCAAUCCGGCGCAAGAUCCACCACAGCGCCAAGCGAUUCUCGAUAAAAUUGCGCCGUGGCUGGCGCUGAAGCUCCGCUGUCAGGGAGUCGUUGGUCGUUGUAGUGAGGCAGUAAUGGAGAAUGGAGUUCAAGCCAUGACCCUGGAGCAGGAGCAAUCCCUCGAUAUCGUUCUCCGUACAUACGAAGGCCAAAUAGAUGAUCUUGAGCUCCAAGCAGUCACCAAUGACGAAAGAUUUGACGUCUUCCUUAGCCGCAUGGCUAUCCAAGGCUUUCAUUUCUACAAGAUCCAAACACGGAUCUCCAGCGCAUGCUUCCCGCGUGUCCUUGUCACAGCAUGUAACCUAAUCGACUACAUCCAAUCCCUGACCGACCGAGUCAGCAGUGUUGCAAUGGCACCAGCACAAAUGCAGUUCGCACUAUUACUAGCCUCAACCGCCUUGCUAAGAAUACUCAAAAGCCCCUCCGCCUCCCACGGUCUAGAAACAAUCCGCGCGCGAUCCUCCCUCUUCACGGCCAUUAACCUCGCCAAACAAAUGUCUAUCGAUAGCGCCGACCUUCCGGCUAAAACAGUGACCAUCAUCAACUCUCUCUGGAAUAGCACCAAGGCAUUCCGCAGACCGGACGGAUCUGAAUUCACCUCUCUGCGUAUCCGCGGCCGGUUGGUACUGAGUCCUGUGAUCGAUGCUAUCUGGUGGUGGCGAGAUGAAUAUGAUCCGCCUGCGAGAUUCAGAUCUGUGGUUGAACCUGCUGGGGGAAGUGCAUACGGUCAAUCCCGAUCGUAUAAUGUGCCAGAAACAAGGGCCGAUACGAACCUGCAAGAUGUGCCUAGUGGUCUCAGCCAAGAUGCGUGGCUUCUAGAUGAGCAGUUCCUUGGGGAUUUCGAGUGGGCUUUGACGGAUGACGCCUUGUUCUCUUUGGAUCCGCUGCCCAAUUAUUGGCCUUCGGCAAAUAAUAUGUUAUAG